This is a messenger RNA of Prunus dulcis (almond), 5025 nucleotides long. RefSeq lists its product as uncharacterized. The record is from RefSeq and is a predicted model, not a curated record. Gene Ontology annotation, molecular function: ATP binding; protein kinase activity. The transcript has 14 exons. Gene Ontology annotation, biological process: protein phosphorylation; recognition of pollen. Lineage: Eukaryota; Viridiplantae; Streptophyta; Magnoliopsida; Rosales; Rosaceae. Bases 1 to 4668 code for a protein of 1555 amino acids.
AUGCAUUCUUAUCAGAAUAUCGCCUUGAGAACCCUUUUUGUGUGCUCAUUAUUUUUCUCCUUCGUGAGAACCUCCAUUACAAAUACACUAGGCACACUCUCUCCAAAUCAAUAUAUUAGAGAUGAUCAAACUCUAGUUUCAGCAGGUGGAACCUUUCAACUGGGAUUCUUCAGCCCUGGUAAAUUGACAGGCCGAUACCUGGGGAUAUGGUACACUAUUUCCAAUGAGAUAGUAGUAUGGGUAGCCAACCGAGAAACACCACUUGAUGAUUCUUCAGGAGUUUUAAAGGUCACUGAUCAAGGAGUUCUUGUCCUUCUCAAUAGCUCAAACGGCAUUGUAUGGUCAUCUAACUCAUCAAGAACUGUAGAUAAUCCAGUAUCACAACUAUUGGAUUCGGGAAAUCUUGUUGUGAAAGAUGCAAACGAAACUAGCCCUGAUAACUUCUUGUGGCAGAGUUUUGAUUAUCCUUGUGAUACAUUCCUACCAGAAAUGAAGCUUGGUUGGGACUUCGUUACUGGUUUAGAAAGGUAUGUUUCGUGUUGGAAGAGCACAGAAGAUCCUGCUCGAGGAGAGUUUUCACUAUGGAUGAGUCCUCACGGUUUACCACAACUUUUUGUUAUGAAGGGAACUAAGAUACAGACUAGAUCAGGUUCAUGGAACGGCGUUCAAUUAACAGGAUCUAUGAGACGAUCAACCCCAUCUGAGUUUGAGUUUUUCUUAAAUAAGGAUGAGGUUUAUUAUGAGUACAGACUCCUAAACAGGUCUAUUCCCUCAAGAUAUGUAUUGACCCCAUCUGGCAUUGCACAGUGGUUCAUAUGGAUUGAAAAUACACAUAGUUGGGAACCCUUCUUUUCAACCCAACAAGAUGAGUGUGAAAUUUAUGCCUUCUGUGGUGCAUAUUCUAGCUGCAACACCAGUAAUGCUCCUGUAUGUGCAUGCUUGAAGGGAUUUAUACCAAAAUCGACAGAACAUUGGAAUUCACAAAAUUGGUCUGAUGGGUGUAUUCUAAAUACUCCAUUAGCUUGCAGCUAUAAAGAUAAGUUCUUUAAAUACACUAGCUUUAAAUUGCCAGACACAUCUUCCUCAUGGUUUGAUAAGAGCAUGAGCCUCAACGAAUGCAAGAGAUUAUGUUUGGAAAACUGCUCAUGUACCGCAUAUGCAAAUUUAGAUAUCAGGGAUGGAGGAAGUGGCUGCUUGCUUUGGUUUGGAAACCUCAUUGACAUAAGAGCCUUGCCAUCUGAUUCUCAAGACCUCUAUAUACGGCUGGCUUCUUCAGAACUAGAUGACAUUGAGAAAAAAGAGCAAGUUCAAGAAGAAAAGGCAAGCUGGAAUUGUAAUCAGCUCCGUACUUUUUCUAGUGGUAAUGCUAAUAGCGGGGUUUAUCUUCUGAAGAGAUCUCCUACUGUUUCAGUAGUCAGAAAAAAGGAUGACCUUGGAGAAGACCGGGAAGACAGAGAGUUGCCACUAAUUGACUUCAACACAAUAGUUCAUGCCACUAAUGGCUUUUCAAGCAGAAACAAGCUGGGGGAAGGUGGUUUUGGACCAGUAUACCAGGGUACAUUGAUAGGAGGAAAAGAAAUUGCAGUAAAGAGGCUUUCAAAGGAUUCUGGACAAGGAAUGAGGGAGUUCAAAAAUGAAGUUAUACUGAUAGCCAAACUUCAGCACCGCAAUCUUGUAAAGCUUCUUGGUUGUUGCACUCAAGAUGACGAAAAAAUCUUAAUAUAUGAAUUCAUCCCCAACAGAAGUUUAGAUUUCUAUAUUUUUGACCAGGAAAGAGCGAAAUUGCUCGACUGGCCUAAGUGCUUCCACAUUAUUGAUGGAAUUGCUCGAGGACUUCUUUAUCUUCACCAGGACUCUAGAUUAAGGAUUAUCCAUAGAGAUCUGAAAGCUAGCAAUAUUUUGCUUGAUAAUGAUAAGAACCCAAAGAUUUCUGACUUUGGCCUGGCCAGAAUAUGUGGUGUCGAUCAAAGUCGGGGUAAUACAAAAAGGGUGGUUGGAACAUAUGGCUAUAUGCCCCCUGAAUAUGCAGUAGAUGGAAUUUUCUCGACGAAAUCAGAUGUAUUUAGCUUUGGUGUUGUACUGCUAGAGAUAGCAUGGACACUAUGGAUCCAAAAUAUUCCACUGGAACUGAUUGAUAAGUCGCUAAGCGAUUCGUGCACCAUAUCCGAAGUGUUACGGUGUCUUCAUGUGGCUCUGUUAUGCGUGCAACAAGUACCUGAAGAUAGACCAAGCAUGUCAUCUGUGGUUCUAAUGCUGAGCAGUGAGGUUGCAUUGCCUCCACCAAAGCAGCCUGGUUUUUACACCGAACGAACUCUACCGGAUGAUCUGUCAAGGGGGCGUGAUUUGUCGGAAAAUAAUUUCAGCACUACAUUGUUAGAGGCUCGCCCUGGUAAAUUGACAAGCCGAUACCUGGGGAUAUGGUACACUAUUUCUAAUGAGAUAGUAGUAUGGGUAGCCAACAGAGAAACACCACUUGAUGAUUCUUCAGGAGUUUUAAAGGUCACUGAUCAAGGAGUUCUAGUCCUUCUCAAUAGCUCAAACGACAUUGUAUGGUCAUCCAACUCAUCAAGAACUGUAGAUAAUCCAGUAUCACAACUAUUGGAUUCGGGAAAUCUUGUUGUGAAAGAUGCAAACGAAACUAACCCCGAUAACUUCCUGUGGCAGAGUUUUGAUUAUCCUUGUGACACAUUCCUACCAGAAAUGAAGCUUGGAUGGGACUUCGUUACUGGUUUAGAAAGGUAUGUUUCGUCUUGGAAGAGCACAGAAGAUCCUGCUCGAGGAGAGUUUUCACUAGGGAUGACUCCUCAUGGUUUACCACAACUUGUAGUUAUGAAGGGAGCUAAGAUAAAAACUCGAUCAGGUUCAUCGAACGGCCUUCGAUUAACAGGAUCUAUCAGUCGACCAAACCCACUAUCUGAGUUUGAAUUUUUCUUGAAUAAGGAUGAGGUUUAUUAUAAGUACAGACUCCUAAACAAGUCUAUGCCCUCGCGAUAUGCAUUGAACCCAUUUGGCAUUGCACAGUGGUUCACAUGGAUUGAAAACACACAUAGUUGGGAACCAUUCUUUUCAACCCAACAAGACCAGUGUGAAAUUUAUGCCUUUUGUGGUUCAUAUUCUAGCUGCAACAUCAGUAAUGCUCCUGUAUGUACAUGCUUGAAGGGAUUUAUACCAAAAUCGCCAGAACAAUGGAAUUCACAAAAUUGGUCUGAUGGGUGUGUUCGAAAUACUCCAUUAUCUUGCAGCUAUAAUGAUGGCUUCUUUAAAUACACUAGCUUUAAAUUGCCAGACACAUCUUCCUCAUGGUUUGAUAAGAGCAAGAGCCUCAAGGAAUGCAAGGGAUUAUGUUUGGAAAACUGCUCAUGUACGUCAUAUGCAAAUUUAGAUAUCAGGGAUGGAGGAAGUGGCUGCUUGCUUUGGUUUGGAGACCUCACUGACAUAAGAACCUUCGAAUCUGAUUCUCAAGACCUCUAUAUACGGCUGGCUUCUUCAGAACUAGAUGAUAUUGAGAAAAAGAGCAAGUUCAACAAGAAAAGGCUAGCUGGAAUUGUAAUCAGCUCUGUACUUUUUCUGGUGGGAAUGCUAAUAGUGGGGUUUAUCUUGUAUAUACGAAAGAAGAAACUCAGAAAUCAAGUCAGAAGAAAGGAUUACCUUGGAGAAGACCGGGAAGACAUGGAGUUGCCACUAUUUGACUUGAACACAAUAGUUCAUGCCACCAAUGGAUUUUCAAGCAGAAACAAACUGGGAGAAGGCGGUUUUGGACCCGUAUACCAGGGUACAUUGAUAGGCGGGAAAGAAAUUGCAGUUAAGAGGCUCUCAAAGGAUUCUGGACAAGGAACGAUGGAGUUCAAAAAUGAAGUUAUACUGAUAGCCAAACUACAGCACCGCAAUCUUGUAAAGGUUCUUGGUUGUUGCACUCAAGAUGACGAAAAAAUCUUAAUAUAUGAAUUCAUGGCCAACAGAAGCUUGGAUUUCUUUAUUUUUGACCAGGAAAGAGCUAAAUUGCUCGACUGGCCUAUGUACUUUCACAUUAUUAAUGGAAUUGCUCGAGGACUUCUUUAUCUUCACCAAGACUCUAGAUUAAGGAUUAUCCAUAGAGAUCUGAAAGCUAGCAAUAUUUUGCUUGAUGAUAAUAUGAACCCAAAGAUUUCUGACUUUGGCCUGGCCAAAAUAUUUGGUGGCGAUCAAAGUCGAGCCAAUACUAAUAGAGUGGUUGGAACAUAUGGCUAUAUGCCUCCUGAAUAUGCAGUAGAUGGAAUUUUCUCGACGAAAUCAGAUGUAUUUAGCUUUGGUGUUGUACUGCUAGAGAUACUGAGUAGGCAGAGGAACAGGGGAUUUUGGCAUCCAGAUCACCAUCUUAACCUUCUUGGACAUGCUUGGACACUGUGGAUCCAAAAUACACCACUGGAACUGAUCGAUAAGUCGCUAAGCGAUUCGUGCACCAUAUCUGAAGUGUUACGGUGUCUUCAUGUGGCUCUGUUAUGCGUGCAACAAGUACCUGAAGAUAGACCCAGCAUGUCAUCUGUGGUUCUAAUGCUGAGCAGUGAGGUUGCAUUGCUUCCACCAAAGCAGCCUGGUUUUUACACCGAACGAACUCUCCCUGAUGAUCUGUCAAGGGUGCGUGAUUUGUCAGAAAAUAAUUUCAGCACUACAUUGUUAAAGGGUCGGUAGAUGAUCAUCAAACUUUCUGAUGCAUGUUAAUGCUCCUGUCACCAAAAUGGGUUCGCCGUGUAAGCUUGAUUUGAACCUUGUAGGCAUAGCUGGGAAACAAUGACUCAAGAUUUUCAUAUUAUGCAACACACAUGUUUUUGAGUUAUAAUUUAAUUUGGGGCAGUUCCUAGGGCACAAACAAAAAAAUUCUGGGUUGUCUAGGAUGUGGAAGAAAUUGGAGGAGCUAUAGGCUAUAUUGGUACUUAGCUCUGUUUUGCUCCCCAAGGGAAGGAAAGAGCCAUAAAACUGGUUUAGAUUCGCAUUUUUAUGGCAGACUUAUUGUUUUUGUUAAUAUAAAAUCGUGUGAAUGGGGAGCAA